UUGUCAUUUAGUAUAACCAUAUAAUAAAUAAUAAUAAUACAAUUGUAACUUAAUUUUAUACUUUAUGUACACAUAUAAUUAUUAUAAUGUAUUUACAACGUUUUCUCUUAUUAUUAUUAUUUUUAUUGUAUUAUACAUGUUUAUGCUGUAAUUAUUCAUCCAUUCGACGCUUGUUUAAAUUUAUUCUAUAAUUAUUUUACUCAGUACCUAAUAUCUUUUGUCUUAAUAUUCUAAAUAAACUCAUAAAACGGGCAGUCCGCUUUAUUUUUAUAUAAAAUGAAAAUUUUUCAUGCACUCUAGUAAAAAAUAUUAAAAUUAAAAUUAGAUACAUAAUAUCUUGCACUUAGCGUAUCUAUAGGUUACGCAUUGUUGAAGAGGUAAGAUUAUGUGAAGCCAAUUGUGUGUUUAAUGAAACGAAAAACAUUAUGUACAGUUUAGCGUAGCGUUAUAUAGAAAAGUAUUUUUGAAAUAUAUUUAUGAAUAAGUUAAUAAUGUCGAAAAUAAAAUUCAUAUUGCGUUUUGAAGUAGUUUGGUUGUUGUGGAGUGCUCCGAUGAUUAUACAACGAUGUAAAACUGUAUGCAAGAAACAUUACAAUACUUUAAUUAAUUACGAUUAAAAACGAAAACGCUUUUCAAAAUUACACUACACGAAGUAAAGCGUAUAAAGUAAUUUAAGUUUUGACAUGAGCAAAUAUUAAUUAUACACUGUAAGAUUGUUUUAUGCAGCUCCUCUGAUUAUUUAUUUUACUGAAAUGAUUUAAGUUCAUUGGAAGGAAACCUAUUAACGUAUCCCAAGAUACAAAUUAUAACGUGUAUGUUUUAACGAUGGUGCCAAUUAAGGUAUAUUUAUUAUCAUUAUUAAAAUAAUGAUACGGCGGAAUGCAACUGACCCAUCACAAGACGCUGAAAUAAAAAUGGAGCCCGAACUCGAGGAGAACGUUAUUGAUUAUACGGAUAUGUCAACUAAAGAAAAAUUGAAAAAACUGAGUGAACAGCUUCAGAAAAUUGACUCACUCUUACCACGUGAAGACUAUUUAAAUGAUAUGCAAAAACGGUUAAUCGGGUUAAAACGGUUGAAAAAUAAAAUUGAUAUGUUUUACGAAGCAGAACGGAAAUUGCUUGUAGAUGCUAUUAAUUGGUUAGAAAAACCCGAAGAGAAUCGUGGGAAAUUUAAAAUGAAUUUAUCGAAUAGAGAUGGAUCUAAUAUUUUAACGAUUGAGCAAGUUAAUGAAACGGUUGAGUUAAUGAGAAUUAUAGCAGACGGUCAUGACUGGGAUGAAAUAAAUCAAAUUUUUUCAAAAGGUUUUUCCUAUUUGUUAAAACCAGUGGCAGAACAAAAAGAAAUUGAGUUGUUUACAGUACCAAACAUUAAAUUAAGUGAUUUAUUAAAUAAGGGAUACGUUGUUAUACAAUAUUGGCCUACCAUUAAACCUUACUUUGGUAUUAUUUUAAACGAACUAAACGAAGUAGCAAAAUAUUGGUAUGUUAUAUUAAAUUUGGCGUACUUGACUUUAACCGAUCAAGAAACUAUAAAGAAAAUCAUAGAAACACAACAAAAAGUGUUACAAAAGUUUGUUAAUAUUAAUGUUAUAGUAGAUAUAAAAUCUGACAUUAGUACAAUAGUUAUUAAUUUCAUACCCGGAAAUCUGGACAAAUUUAAUAGGUUUUUUACGUUACUAAAAAAUCGUAUUCAAUCGUUAUUUGAUAUCGAACAGUGGUCACCAUAGAAUGCAGAAUAAAAUAUAACAAACCCUUUAUUACUCAAAAAAUUUUACUAAAAAAACCAAUCAAGUUAAUUAUUUGAUACUAACAAUAUAGCACAAUAUAUUUUUUUGAAGUUAUUAUUAUUAUUAUUAUAUUGAACCAAUAAAUUUAUUUAAAAUGUUGCGGAUUACUAUUAUUAUUUUAUUUAUUUUAAAGUAAAUUAUUAUUUAUUUUAAAAUAACUGGUUCAUGUACAUUAUUUGAACAAUAAUAGACAGAUAUGUUGCGAAAAGCUCUUGUGAUACAAUACCAUACAAUAAUUCACAUAAAUCUUAGCUUAGUUGCACGGCCAUGUGUUGAAAACAACCCAAGACAGAUGAAUGUUAGGAUAAGGGAUUAGAAAAAGCAACCCUUUCUAACGAAUGGUGUGAAGGAAUAAUACAGAAUAUUAUUGUGUCGUCGCCGUUGUAAUAGCACAUGAGUAGUCAACAAAGUUCGAACAUAAUUGAAUGGGUAAAAUAUGCAAAUUACAACUUUGUUAUCUACACUAUGAGAACCAUAUCUUAAUCAUGGGUUACUACCUUAAUUAAACUCCUUAUGUUCUGCCUUGAUUUAAAGUGUUAGUUUUAAAAGUCACUUUAUACUUCACACUUGGAACGGUUUAAAUAUAACAACUAAAAUUUAUAUCAAAUCAAAAAAAUAAGACUCUAGAAUUUAAGUAUUUUAUAACAUUAUUAUAUUGAAUACAUAAUAUUCCU
Molecule: messenger RNA, 2461 nt
Organism: Daktulosphaira vitifoliae (grape phylloxera)
Lineage: Eukaryota; Metazoa; Arthropoda; Insecta; Hemiptera; Phylloxeridae
Exons: 3
Coding region: 867-1727 (286 amino acids)
Source: RefSeq, a predicted model, not a curated record